GCCAAGCCAUCUUCGUAUGCGAAGAGAUGGUGGACGGCCGACCUCACACAGCUCCGGCAGAUCCACACUCACUGGAGGAACCGGGCGAGGGCGGAGAGAAGGGCAGGUAACACCCAACCCGAGCUGGAAAAACGCGCCCGCUCGGCCGCCAAGCAAUAUCACGACGCCAUCCGACAACAGAAGAAGAGCCAUUGGGAGGACUUUCUGGCCGGCGACACAAACAUCUGGAAGGCCGCGAAAUACCUCAAUGUCAGCAGAGGGGCUUCCUUCGACAAGAUUCCCCAUUUAAAAAGGGCCGAUGGUUCCCAAACGGAAGACGCCGCAGAGCAGGCCGAAGAGCUGCUCUCUACAUUCUUCCCUCCUCUUCCCAACACGAUUGAGGAGGAGGGGGAGCGGCCACAGAGGUCGCCGGUACCCUUCCCUAACCUUACGCUGGGAGAAGUAGAGAGACAGCUCUUUGCGGCAAAGCCGUGGAAAGCACCCGGAGAAGACGGUCUGCCAGUGGCAGUGUGGAAGCACACAUGGCCAGUGGUGAAGGAGAGGGUACUAGCACUCUUCCAGACCUCACUGGAUGAAGGGAUGUUGCCGAGGCAAUGGCGACACGCCAAGAUCAUCCCGCUGAAGAAGCCAAACAAAAGCGACUACGGCGUGGCAAAGGCCUGGCGACCGAUCUCGCUUCUGUCGACGCUCGGAAAAGUGCUAGAGUCGGUCGUGGCAGAACGUAUCUCGCACGCGGUCGAGACGUUUGGCCUCCUCCCUACGAGCCACUUUGGCGCUCGCAAGCAGAGGUCGGCGGAGCAAGCGCUGGUACUGCUGCAGGAGUACAUCUACAGAGCGUGGAGAAAGAGAAAGGUGGCCACUCUGGUCAGCUUUGAUGUCAAGGGAGCAUACAAUGGUGUGUACAAGGAGAGACUACUUCAACGACUCAGGGCACGGGGUAUCCCUGAAAAGCUGGUGAGAUGGGUUGAUGCCUUCUGCUCCCACAGAACGGCAAGCAUCCUAGUCAACGGUCACGAGUCCGGGGCUCGCCCAUUACCACAAGCAGGGCUGCCUCAGGGCUCACCGCUGUCACCCGUACUCUUCCUUUUCUUCAACGCCGACCUCGUACAGCACCAAAUCGACGAGAACGGGGGCGCGCUGGCCUUCGUCGACGACUACACGGCGUGGGUCACCGGCCGAUCGCGCGAAGCAAACCGGGAAGGCAUCCAGAACAUCAUUGACAGAGCACUUGAGUGGGAACGACGAAGCGGGGCGACCUUCGAGACGGACAAGACGGCCAUCAUCCACUUCACGCGCAACUGGAGGCUGCCGGCAGACUCGACCAGCUUCGUCAUCAAAGGGGACACUGUCCGACCAAAGGACCACGUCAAAGUACUAGGGGUGACGAUGGACACGAAACUUCGCUUCGAGAAGCACAUCGCAGACGCGACGACAAAAGGGCUGGAGGCCGUGCUGGGGCUCAGGCGGCUCAAAGGUCUGUCUCCGGCGACGGCCAGACAGCUUUUCGUCGCGGCCGUGGCACCAACGAUGGACUACGCGUCGAAUGUCUGGAGAUAUAGAUGCCGAGCAGCGCAGAUGAGGGUGAUCAACCGAGUGCAGAGGAUUGGCGCCCAAGCGAUCGUGGGAACCUUCAACACAGUGGCCACGGCGGUUGCCGAAGCGGAGGCAAGCAUACAAUCGGCACAAGAGAGAUACGACAGAAAAUCAACGACAUUCUGGGUACGGAUGCGAAGCCUUCCCAAGACGCAUCCGCUUCGACGCCUGCGGGCGGUGGCCUUUAGACGAUUCCCAUCACCCUUCCAGCUGAUGGCGGAGGCCUAUCGCGACCAACCUCUUCACAAGCUGGGGACUAUCGAAGGGUAUUCGAUCACUCCAUGGGAAGCCCGGAUUGACGCAGUAGUCGACGACGACGCGGUCAAGGCCACCGAAGCAAUCCAGUCCGGGUGGGCAGUGAGGAUAGCGACGGGGAGCUCGGCAAGAAACGGGAUUGUGGGCUAUGGAACGACCACAGCGCUGCCUGCGUCACUCAGAGGGGGUGGCGGCGUGAUAACGGCCUCGCGCACACUCGGCCUGAGAACAGAGCUGAACCCGUAUGUAGCAGAGCUGGCGGCGCUGGCAGAAGCGGUAAAGUCUCUCCCGCAGAGGCUCGACUACCGGGCUAUCCACGUGUUCACCCGCAACAAAGCGGCUGUGCUAGCCAUCCGUAACCCGCGGCAGCAGUCGGGCCAACGAGAGAUCCGCCAACUAUAUGUCAGCGUACAAGAUCUUCAGAGGAAAGGCAACAGAGUCACACUCUUCUGGCUUCCAUCAGCUGUAGAAUCAGACUUGUCGAAAGCGGCUAAAGCAGCAGCAAAGGAAAGCACAAUACCGAGCAAGACACCGCAGAAACGACCGGCCAGAGCCUACUCGACGGCACUUAGAAUCGCUUUACAGAGCGUGCGACAGAAGUACAGAGCUUUGCCCGACAACGUAGGAGCAUUUUCGAAGAAGAUCGAUGUGGCUUUACCAGGAAGGCAUACGCGCGAGCUGUAUGAUGAGCUCUCUUGGAAAGAAGCCAGUAUCCUGGCGCAACUGCGUACCGGGAUGGCAAGACUGAACUGGUACCUGCACCAGAUCGGAGCAACUGCCUCGGCGCAUUGCGUCUGCGGGCAGGCGGCAGAAUCGGUAGAGCAUUUUCUCUUCCGUUGCACACAGUGGACGGCACAACGAACUCGGAUGCUUCAACAGACGGAAACGCAGAGAGGGAACCUGUCGUACUUUCUCGGAGGAAAGAGCGCGUCCGAUCCUGAUGAUUGGUCGCCAUGCAUAGACAUUGUCAAAGAGACGAUCAAGUUUGCCAUGAGUACGGAGAGGCUGGAUGCACAGAUCAGCCAUCAGCGAAACCACACACAACCUACAUCAACACACUAA
Messenger RNA from Colletotrichum tamarilloi, 2910 nucleotides. RefSeq lists its product as uncharacterized. The transcript has a single exon. NCBI's taxonomy places the organism in Eukaryota, Fungi, Ascomycota, Sordariomycetes, Glomerellales, Glomerellaceae. Gene Ontology annotation, molecular function: nucleic acid binding. The record is from RefSeq and is a predicted model, not a curated record. The annotation marks the transcript as partial.